This is a messenger RNA of Durusdinium trenchii, 825 nucleotides long. The record is from the annotation of a GenBank genome assembly. NCBI's taxonomy places the organism in Eukaryota, Dinophyceae, Suessiales, Symbiodiniaceae.
AUGGGCUUGAUGCCGGAGACUUCGGAUGUUGCCCCGAUGACCAGGUGCAAGGCCGAUGCGUUUGGCGUGCAUUGUGUGAUGCUCUUCCGACCUUGGACCUACGAGCAGAGCUUAAUUGAGAUCCAAUACCGGAAGAAGGCGGGAAUCUUCCAAUGCGACAGCUAUGCCCUCUACAGCAACGAGGUCAUCGAGCUGUUCCCAGGGGUGGUCUCGCGACGCAUCCACAGUCCCCUGAUGUGUGAGAUCGGCGGACAGUUUAUCACUGCUUUGAACCUGGGGAUCUUCCUCACCUUCUACAGGCAGGUGAUCCUGGACGCCGACUUCAUGGACAGUGCCUGGGUCAUCAAGGUGGAUCCCGAUACCGUCUGGAACCCUCAACGCUUGCGGCCCUUGCUCGAUGGGCUCAGCUGGGGCUUGGAUGGCGAUGGCAUCUACUUGAACAACUGCGAACUCGGCUUUCACGGCCCCAUCGAGAUCUUUUCCACCCGGUCCUUCUUGGCCCUAGGCCAUCAUGCGAAGGAGUGCGCGAAAGCUAUGGACGGCAAGACCUGCAUCGACCACUGUGAUGGAGUCUGGAAUCAAGUGGAAGUGUGCAACGGCCGCUGUACCGACUGGUGGGGGGAGGACAUUUGGGCAGAUCAGUGCUUGAGCCGCUUCACUCAGGCCAAGCGCGUGAUGGUGAAGACCCUCUUGCAGGAAGACCAUUGCAAGCCGCACAUCUCCGAUUGGAGGUCUUGCAGCAAUCCAGAGGUCGUGGCGUUUCAUCCCUUCAAGGAGCCUUGGCAAUUUGAGCGAUGUCUCGAUGCCGUUUCCGGGAGCUACUAA